Trichoplusia ni (cabbage looper) is the source of this 2687-nucleotide messenger RNA. Its product is annotated as chromobox protein homolog 5-like. The transcript is spliced from 5 exons. NCBI's taxonomy places the organism in Eukaryota, Metazoa, Arthropoda, Insecta, Lepidoptera, Noctuidae. Gene Ontology annotation, molecular function: chromatin binding. The record is from RefSeq and is a predicted model, not a curated record. Gene Ontology annotation, biological process: chromatin organization; negative regulation of transcription by RNA polymerase II. Gene Ontology annotation, cellular component: nucleus; pericentric heterochromatin. The coding region runs from base 121 to 696 and encodes 191 amino acids.
UUUGAGUAAUUUUUGAACGCGCCAUUUUGAGAAUUUUCAGGUGACGCUGUGCUGCGUUAUCCUUUCUUUACCUUUUUGCAAGUGUAAAUAGUAACCAUUGCGCCAAAUUCAUCAAACAAAAUGGGCAAGAAAGAUAAAAAAGGUGAUACGUCCGAUGGAUCAAGUGAAGAGGAGUAUGUGGUGGAGAAAGUUCUCGACAAGCGUACGGUUAAAAACAAGGUGCAAUAUUUGCUGAAGUGGAAAGGAUACAAGGAAGAGGAGAGCACCUGGGAGCCCGUGGAGAACCUGGACUGCGAGGAGCUGAUCAAGACCUUUGAAGAAAACAGGAAGGAGAAAGAGAAAGCAAAAAAGCCAGAAGACCGUGGCAAGAAGCGCGUCCGGGAGUCUAGCGAAGAGACGACGUCGUCUGGCCGCAAGGGCCGCGGCGCCAGUGUGUCCUCUGCUGAUGAUCACAAGGAUGCCAAGCGCGAACGCAAAGAGGACAAGGCAAAGUCCGGAUUCGACAAGGGACUCAAGGCUGAGAAGAUUAUAGGUGCGUCUGACGCGACAGGCGAGUUGAUGUUCUUAGUGAAGUGGGCUGAUUCCGAUGAGGCUGAGCUUGUGCCUGCCAAGGUGGCUAAUUUGAGGUGCCCACAGCAGGUGAUCGCUUUUUACGAAGAGAGGCUGACCUGGCACACGCCGGCGGAGACCGAGUGAUAUACGAUGUACCGUGGCUUGCCCAGCAUCAAGUACGGCGGAGAUUACUUCUACGACCGAGCCACGGAGAUCCGCCAGCGGCAGCGCCAGCUAUAAACUCUACGGGUUGCCAACUAGGAAACAUUAAAUGUUGCCAUACUUCGCAUACUUCAAUUUGGUAGCUACAAUAAUGUGAAGUGGGAAAACUCAGUGGACUAAGUUUGUUUGGAUUAUUAGUUCUGUGAAUUCGGGUCGCGAAUCAAGAAAAUAGCUUUUAAGUGCUGUAAUUUAUUGCCAGAUGAAGUAGUGUUGGUAAAUAAAUUUAACUUCGUGUAAUACUAUAGCAAUCUUGUUUAAUCUUUUCAUUAUUCCGUUUGUGGUCUUUUAAUAUAAUAGUUAUAGGUAAGCAUACAAUAUACAUGACCAACCGCACACUACGUGCUACUUGGCGUGGCUUUCUUAAUUCGUUUCAUAAAGCUUUUAUACAUAUUUAAAAAUACAAAGAACUCUUAAGGAUUUUAGUGUGGAUUCGUGAUGUAUGUCGAGACCCCAGCUCAUGCUUUAAUAUUUAGUUAUGGACUGUGGGUAGAACGCAAGCACGCAAUCACAAAGGAGGUAUAAUUUCCGAACUAUCAAUAAAUAUUACGAGUAGAUCGAUUAAUACAUAACCAUCAAACAUUACUCAUAAUUGCGUGAUACUCAGUAUUGCAAAACUGAUAAUAAAUGAGGUGCCGGGAAACAGUUCUAAUUUAACUUGCAACAACUAUUUACGUCAUGUUUCGUAACAUUUUUCCUCAACAAAAAGUUUGCUUCUAAGGAUUAUAUCUUGCAAUAUGCUUUGACUGUCAACUGAUCUGGUAAACAAUAUAAAUGUAUCUAAAGACAUCUUCAAGGCUUAUGGUUGAAUGUUUAUGUUAUUGUAGUAUAUUGUGAUAACGACGCUAUUAAACGUCGAUUUAGAAUAAUUUAGUCAUAUCUGUUUCAAUGUCUAAUAUAUAGUGAGUCAAUAACAUAUUAAUAUGUUUAGUUUUAGAAAUAAACAUGAUACGAGUGCUUUGAAAGGCCCUUCGGACAUGAGGCAACGCAAUUUGCGUAUGUUCGUGUCCAUGCAAUGACCAUUCAUCCAUAUCGGUGUUCGAGAUUUGCUUUACCUCGCGUACGAUAGGCCUAAGUCAUCUGAUGAAGUGGAAGUAAUUACAAUUUGAUAAACUUUUAAUAAUGGACAUGGCUAUUGUUGCUUAAACUUGUAGCCUCAUUACAUUUUAAAUAAGUAGGUCUUAUGAAUAUAUCGGUGUCAUACUCUACCGCUGUUUUACACGGACUGUUGAAGCAUUUAGCCAGUGAUGUAACGUAUUUUUCUAAAGAUCGAAGGAAUCGAACUGCUUCAAGCAGUCCAUGUAAGUGUGUAUAUAAACUAUUUCAUGUGCAAUGUGAAUGUCAUUUGGGAAGUCAUGUAGUCCCAGAAGGUAAAGAUUUUAUUCAGUGUAUACAUCAUUCAUUACAAGAACAUAAGUGUUCUACAUAUUUCGUCAUUAUUGUCAAGAUUUUAGUAUUUCAGGGUGAUUGUUUGAAGCGGAUUCAGCAACUCACUGUCGUGAUACAAGAGAUUUCUCUUUUAACACAACAGUAACAGUUUAACAAAUCUCUUUAAACAAUCAGUCAUUGUGGAAGUCUGUAUUACUAUUAUUAAUUUACAAACUCCAUAUUGUAUUAUUCUAUUUACAUUUGAUGUAAAUGUCGUAUCCAGUUAUGUCUCGUCAUUGUGUAUUUUAUAAGAUUCACACAUUUCGUAUAUUAGGCGUGGCGUGGAGAACAGAUGACUUGCGCAACGAACAACAUUUUGCUCAUACAUGCUUAAAACGUAAAAUAGUUUUUACGGUUUAAACAUGAAUAUACGUAUAAUGCAGGAUGUACAGAGAUGAUACAGUUCUAUAUAUGUUGGACGAUGUGCAAGCCUUCCUCGAUGUUAGGAUAUUAUUAAUAGAAAAUAAAAUACAUUUUUAUUAAGUAAA